AUGAACAUAAACAACAACUUCAACACACCACCCAUACACCUUCCCCAAUCGCUUAAUCUCCCAACAUACCAAACACCAACAACAAUACAGCAAAUAAAUGGAAAAUCGGUACAAUCAACAUUAGAG
Messenger RNA from Acaulospora colombiana, 126 nucleotides. The record is from the annotation of a GenBank genome assembly. NCBI's taxonomy places the organism in Eukaryota, Fungi, Glomeromycota, Glomeromycetes, Diversisporales, Acaulosporaceae.